Aspergillus vadensis CBS 113365 is the source of this 952-nucleotide messenger RNA. RefSeq lists its product as uncharacterized. The record is from RefSeq and is a predicted model, not a curated record. The transcript has 2 exons. NCBI's taxonomy places the organism in Eukaryota, Fungi, Ascomycota, Eurotiomycetes, Eurotiales, Aspergillaceae. Bases 431 to 748 code for a protein of 105 amino acids.
UGCCGAUCGGGCUUGAUCUGAGUCAGACACGAUCUGAACCCAAAAUAUCCAACUAAUGAAUGCCUUGAACAUGUCUCGCUCUCGAACCAGUCAAUUCUCGCUACGAGUGUCGUGGUGGGUUCAAUAGUCACGGGUGGCUUGCCUGACAGCGGCGAUCUUUCCGUGGCACCCAGUCCUAUGACAUCGAUGCAUCAGACCUGUAGAUGCCUAUUUUUGGUCUACCCAAUUCGGAAACCACGAACACAUCUAGAAGGAGAACAUCAUGGGGAUCAAGCGGUGUGGGAUUUUACUGAGCGAGUAGGAGCGACUGAAAACAUAUAAAUGUCCCCGUCUCUCCAUGUCACUUGAGAAGGAACAUAUCCCUCUAACCAGCAUCUUCUCAUCUCUUCAAAAACAUCUCAUACCAAUUCAUCCAAAGCACUUUUUCAAAAUGAAGACCUCUUUCAUCACCGCGGCUUGCUCUACCUUCGCUGCUCUGUCCAGCGCCGCUCCCACUGAUAGCUCAACCUUCGAAGUCGCCAUCACCUUCUGGGGCGCCGACGGUUCCUCGUUCUUUCAAACCUUCCCAGCUGACGAUACCACUCAUGCAAUCACCAACCAACUGUCAAUUACCAAAAUUUCCUCUGUCGGAGGCGGAUUCUGCUCCUUCCAGGGAGUUGAUGGUAGCACCACUGUGGUGGCUGGUGAGGUGACUGUGCCUGUCAGUCCCCCACAGACACAGGUGUCUGGAACCUGCGAUAUUCUGUAAAUGUUGAGCAAGGACUUCCUAUCGAGACGCGAAAGAACUUUCGACGAUGAUGAGUGCCUGUCGGUCUGGGCAUGAUUACCACCAGAGGACACGAAUGGACGAAUGGAUCAAUGACUCUAUGUGAUUAGCUUGACUGUAUAUGUUGGUUCUGCAUUGGCUUGAAGUUUUGUUCGUAUUGGGUGUGACUAGCAAUGCAAAUGAUGA